Caenorhabditis bovis is the source of this 1320-nucleotide messenger RNA. NCBI's taxonomy places the organism in Eukaryota, Metazoa, Nematoda, Chromadorea, Rhabditida, Rhabditidae. The record is from the annotation of a GenBank genome assembly.
AUGAACGGUGAUGUGCAGCAUACAAGUCCACCGCGUCUUGGAAUCCCAAUAAGCGAUGAUUCAUCAGAUGAUGAAGCGAGCCAAAUUCGAGCGCUUGAUGAAGAGCAGGGAAUUUACCACCACGAGGAAGUCGUUGCUCCGCCGAAAUACGAAAGCGACGAGGAUAUAUCGAUUCGAAGUCACGAGGAUCAAUCCGCCUCCAACACGGCUUUAGGAAUGGAGCGCAGACAAUCGGUUCGAUUUGCCGUACCAUAUGAUGAAAAAGAUGAUGGAGAAAACAAGCACUUUCGCUCACCAUCGCCUGAUAGUCUAAUGUAUAUUCAGGCUCUUGAGAAUCCAAUGGCUUCGCGUGAUGAUGAUGAAAAGUCGGUGGAAGAUUAUGAAGAGCUCGUCGCAAAAACAGCUAGCGGCCAUCCGGAUACUGAUCCACCGGCAUAUUCAACCACUGCUGAACUUCCGCCGCAACCUCAUCCAAAACCACUUCCAACUCCUGAAAAAAAGCGAGGGCUCAACGAGAUUUUGUUGUCAAAAGUGACGCAGCCAUUCGCGAACAUGAUGCGGCGGACCAGCAAACCGGAAGAAUCGAGUACGGAAGAUGAAGAAGAUGACACAGAAUCACGAAUUUCCGAUUCUUCAGACGAAGAGUUUUCCGAAGAGGAAAUUCAAGUGCUCACGUAUAUCGAUGCUUAUAAGCCAGCGGAUAUCGAGAUUAAGACGCAACUUCGUCCAUUCAUCAUCGACUAUAUUCCCGCGAUUGGCGAGGUCGACACAUUUAUUAAAAUUCCGAGGCCAGAUGAUGUUGACGAUAAUGCGGGAUUAAUUCAGCUCGAUGAGCCGGCGACGCAGCAGAGCGACCCCGUCAUUAUUGCAAUGCAGCUUAAGUACGCUUCAAAAGAGUAUACUGCUCCAGAAGACAUGCCAGUAAAAACACUCAGUCGCGCUGACAGAAACCCAAAUCAGAUUACAAGUUGGAUUGCGAAUAUUAAGGAGCUCCAUAAGACACGGCCCGCUCAAACGGUUCAUUACAAGCAAAUUAUGCCUGACAUUGAUACACUAAUGCAAGAAUGGCCACCACAGAUGGUGGAAUUGUUGGAGAAAGUUAAGCUGCCGUCAGCGGACUUGGAUGUUCCAUUAGACGGUUAUGUCGACAUAAUUCUCAAUUUGUUCGAUAUACCAACCGGCAAAAACCGAAUCCAAUCAUUGCACCUGCUCUUUUCGCUUCUUAACGAGUUCAAUUCGUCGCAACAUUUUCGCAAUUUGGCGCAAAAUAAUAUGCGAAAUGGUGAAACUGGAGAAAAUAUGGAUAGACUCGAACUCUAA